ACUGCUUCGUUUGAAACGCGAGUUGCAUCAAGAGGAAACGGGAACCCAACGACUUAUCCAGGCGGCCAACAUAACUUGAUCGCCAUUUCACAUUGGUUUAGCAUUUGAAAAGCUAACAUAAGUAUACUAUGCAGCUUUUCGUCAAAGGAGUUGACGGUGUAUCCCACUGCUUUCAUCCUGAGGCAUCUACCACUUUACAGUCGUUGAAGUGCCAGGUUGCUCAGCGUAUUGCGCUUGAAGAGGAUGACUUCACUCUAUGUACCGGUGUUCAAUUUUUAUACGAUACGGAGCUUCCACUCUCUGCUUUUGCACUCGAGCAAGAUCAAACUUUAUAUGUUAACCUAGAACUACUUGGUGGUGCCAAAAAACGCAAAAAGAAAACUUAUUCAAAACCAAAGAAAAUUAAACAUAAAAAAAGGAAAAACAAGUUAGCCGUUUUGAAAUACUAUAAGGUUGAUGCAAGUAACAAGGUUUCACGUUUACGACGUGAGUGCCCUAAUGAGUCGUGCGGUGCGGGUGUUUUCAUGGCCAAUCAUAAGGAUAGAGUUUAUUGUGGACGAUGCACUACAAUCUUUAUUGUCAAUACUCCUACAGAGGAAGCAGCUUAGAUAAUCUAGCCUUGUUUUUUUUUAGCAAGACGAUAAAUUACAAAAGUGUUGAAAGAAGACCGAAUUCUAAUAUCUUAUAGUUUUAGUUGCGUUUUUACGAGCAAAAGUUUUUUUAAGGUAAAUUUUAUUAAAGCAAAAUUUUCUUGGUUUUCGUGUAUUAACACUAGAAACCCAAAGUCUUUUGUUUUAAUUCCAAAAUAUUAGUAAAA
This is a messenger RNA of Hylaeus volcanicus, 817 nucleotides long. RefSeq lists its product as uncharacterized. Bases 129 to 608 code for a protein of 159 amino acids. Lineage: Eukaryota; Metazoa; Arthropoda; Insecta; Hymenoptera; Colletidae. The record is from RefSeq and is a predicted model, not a curated record. Gene Ontology annotation, biological process: translation. The transcript has 2 exons. Gene Ontology annotation, molecular function: protein binding; structural constituent of ribosome. Gene Ontology annotation, cellular component: ribosome.